Molecule: messenger RNA, 1628 nt
Organism: Hypoxylon fragiforme
Lineage: Eukaryota; Fungi; Ascomycota; Sordariomycetes; Xylariales; Hypoxylaceae
Product: Thioesterase/thiol ester dehydrase-isomerase
Exons: 3
Coding region: 357-1238 (293 amino acids)
Source: RefSeq, a predicted model, not a curated record
UUUCAAGGUUACGACUGCUGUAAGUUUCUCGUUCCUUGCAGAUCUCACAACUAUUUAUCAUUUGCCGAGGUUCUUUCCAGAUCCGGUAAGCGGCUCCGAAUGUCUCAGUGCCAGUCAGUGGUCGGUCAGUGGGCGUCGGUGGAACAAGGAACUGAAAUCCGUUGGGAAUCCGAAGUUCGCUAUCGCAAUUUGACAAGAAUAGACCUAAUUCUUACCGCACCUCAACAAGCUAACCCAUACUUCGUACACAGUUGCUACUGUAUUGUACAUAAUUGUACAUAAUUAGGACAGCCAAGCAGAACCCGCCGGUUCGGUAGGCCCACUCGGCCUCGACUCGACUUUUUCUCAUCGCAAUCAUGUUCGCCCUACGAAUGCGAGCCAAUGGUCUAGCCAGGGGAUGUUGUCGCCAGCUUACUGCUGAGUCGAAUAUAAAGAUCGCCUUACGUCCGACCCAAUCCUUGCAUUAUCGCUUUGUCAGCACUGCCCCUAUUGUAGACUCAGCUAAACCAUCCCACCCUUCUUUCGUACGUCGUGCCGCAUCUAUUCUAGGUCUUGGUCUAGUCUUCACUACUCUCGGUAUCGCAAUGGCAGCAGUCCCGGCAGCACCCGUCGUGAACGGCAUCCUGUAUCCCCCGUCAGACGAGGAUACUCUAUCCAUGUUUGCGCCAGAGCACGAGCAAGAGCAUGAGGUCGAGAACUUCAUCAACAACCACCCGCUCACCAAAGAGAUGCGAGGCAAGCAAGGUUUCUACGAAUCGCGACCACACCUCAAGAUUCCCCCACCGUACCGGAGUCAUAAUCUUACCGGCGGGACGUUAAUGGGACCCGGCAAGGUGGUCGUUCCCCCAGUAACCUUCGCCGAGACGGGCGGCAAGUCCCUAGUCUCGAUUUCGUACCUAGGCCACGAGCUGUGCGGCCACCCAGGCAUAAUUCACGGCGGACUACUGGCAACGAUGCUCGAUGAGGGCCUCGCGCGUUGCUGCUUCGCGGCGUUACCGCACAAGGUGGGCAUGACUGCCAAUCUCAACAUCAACUACCGCGCCCCAGCGAUGGCAGAAACCUACGUGGUACUCAAGGCAACUACGACGAAAGUAGAAGGACGCAAGGCUUGGGUGGAGGGUCGCAUUGAGACUCUGGUUGGCGAGGGCGAAACCCCGGUAGUGCUAGCGGAAGCAACGGCUCUAUUCGUUUCGCCUAAACAGGCUGCGAUGAUGAUGAAUCUAUAUCCCACGGCAUAAGUCUGGGGUAUAAGCCACGACGAUUACUUAGAUUUGAUUUUAGAGUCGGAUGGACUAACAUGUCUGUCCCUAGCAUGGAGUUGACAGGCAUCGGGACUCAUACUAUUUCGAGGAUUUUCACUUCCCAGACUCGUGAGAGAUCCUGAGAUUGACUUGGUUAGGGGAUUAGAAACCUAGAUUCUAGAUCUUAUACAAUGGCAUUUGUCUACCUAGAUUUAUAGGUUAGGGAUAUGGCGGAUGAUACUAGGUAGACGAGAUAGAGCUAUCAGAAGAGAUUAGACAACCUUGGUACAUCUCAGCAAAAUGGUCUGGCAGUAGACAGUGACAAACUAAAUCAAGCCCGGGUCAUUUACAAUGAGAGCGUAUUGGGUCUAUAGAGUAUUAACCUUC